Messenger RNA from Tinamus guttatus (white-throated tinamou), 570 nucleotides. It is a transcript of the gene RASL12, whose product is annotated as RAS like family 12. The record is from RefSeq and is a predicted model, not a curated record. Gene Ontology annotation, molecular function: GTPase activity; GTP binding. NCBI's taxonomy places the organism in Eukaryota, Metazoa, Chordata, Aves, Tinamiformes, Tinamidae.
AUGUUCGGGAAACCGCGGGCGGGCGGCGAGCGGGGGCCGCCCGGAGCCCCCCCCGAGUGCAACGUGGCCAUCGUGGGAUGCCGCGGAGCCGGCAAGUCGGCGCUAACCGUGAAGUUUCUCACCAAGAGGUUCAUAAGUGAAUAUGACCCGGACUUGGAGGACACGUACACAUCGGAGGAGCUGGUGGACCAGCAGCCGGUGCUGCUGAAGGUCAUGGACACGGCCGACCAGGACGGCCCCGUGAACUGCGAGCGCUACCUGCGCUGGGCCAGCGCCUUCCUCGUGGUCUACAGCAUCGAGGACAAGCGGAGCUUCGCCGGCUGCCGCCGCUACCUGGACGUGCUGGCCGCGCACGGCGGGGGCCGCGCGCGCGCCCGCCCCGUGCUCCUGCUGGGCAACAAGCUGGACAUGGAGCCCUACAGGCAGGUGACCAAGGCGGAGGGGCUGUCGCUGGCGGCCGCCUUCGGCUGCGCCUUCUUCGAGGUGUCGGCGUGCCUGGGCUUCGAGGCGCAUUUCCACGAGACCUGUGCAGGGUGCAAAGGGAAACCGAAUGCGGAGCACCGGGUCUGA